Cyanistes caeruleus (blue tit) is the source of this 1699-nucleotide messenger RNA. Lineage: Eukaryota; Metazoa; Chordata; Aves; Passeriformes; Paridae. The record is from RefSeq and is a predicted model, not a curated record.
UCCGGCAGCUACCGAGCCAUUCAAACAAGUGGCUCCGGCAGCACUUCGGGGCCGGAGCUGGGGAGCGGGCGCAGCGUGGCUCCCUGCCCCGGAGGCGCCGGGCCCUUCACACUGCCUCUUUUCUCUGACGCUUGCUCUUUAUUUGACGAUGAAAUAAUGUUGACAUGUCUUGAAUUAUUAAGUAUUCCCUGGAUUUUAUUAGCACAUGAUGCCUAAAUGCUGCCUGUAUCUGCUGGGGUCUUAACCAGAGAGGAGCGAAGGAGAGAGGCAGAAAGACAGAGCGAGGGAGAGGAGAGAGAGGGGUUUUUGACAGCUGUAUUUGUGCUGAUAAGCGAAGGCACAAGGAGACGAUCGACUAGUGAGACAAGAGGGAAGCGGCGGCUCGGAGCUGCUGAGAGGGGCUGCGCUUCCCUCCCGAGACGGCUCGGCCCUCCCGGUGCCGUGCUGGGGCUUGGGGGGGACCCGAACCCCCUCCCAGCGCCUGGCCGGGCUCUCGGCCGGUGCCUGUGCCAGGGGGCAGCUCGCUGGCUGGGCACACCAGCUGCACGGGGCAGAUGCCGAUUGAGAUCGUGUGUAAAAUCAAAUUUGCUGAAGAGGAUGAGAAGCAGAAGGAGAAAGAAGAAGGGGACAAGGAGAGCCUGAUCGAGGAGCCUGCCCGGCCCCGCUCCCGGGAUCUGGCCACCUUCGCCAGCACCAGCACGCUGCACGGCUUGGGACACAUCUGCCGGUCGGGACGGCUGGGCGUGCGCCAGACCCUCUGGGCAUUUGCCUUCCUGGCCUCGCUCGCCUUCUUCCUCUACCAGGCGGCCAAGUCAGCGCUGCUCUACCUGGAGCACCCCCACGUCAUGGCCCUGGACGAGGAGGCCAUCCGCGAGAUGGUCUUCCCCGCCAUCACCAUCUGCAACAUCAACCGCUACCGCCACUCGGCACUCACCGACGCUGACAUCUUCCACUUGGCCAACAUGACCGGGCUGCCCCCCAAGGACCGAGAUGGCCACAAGGCCACGGACCUGCUCUACCCUGACCCCGACAUGGCUGACAUUGUCAACCGCACCGGCCACCAGCUCGACGACAUGCUCAAGAGCUGCAACUUCAGCGGCGAGAACUGCUCGUCCCGUGAUUUCACUGUGGUGAGUGCACACCUGGCUCAGCUUCCCUGGGGGCCCCUACCGGCACGGGGGGCACCCACCCGUCCGCGUGGCAACCCAGCAGGGCUCCCUGGCUCGCUCUGGCUGCUGAAGUUUGCAUCUCUCUCUGUUUGAGUUUCCCUCCAAGUUUCACAUGGAGAGAGGGAGAGGAUCCUCCGUGGGAGCUCUCAGCAGGGCUCUGCGCCACAGGACUGGGCUGCCGGCAGGUCUGUGCCUGAGGGGCUCACGGGCAGGAGCCGCGGUGGGUGAGCAGCAGGGUUCAGCGCUCCCCAGGGUGGGUGUGCAGCUGUCAGGGGGAAAGCUAUGGCACGGAGUCCUGCUCCAGCCUGCUCUUCUUUCCCCGGGUCACAGUGCCCUGACGCAGGGUGUUUUACCCAGCGAGAGGGGCUGGAGCAGGGGGGCAGGCAAAGACCCCUUUGCACAUAAGGGGAACCUUCCCGCAUUUGCGGGAUUAGCACCGGGAUGUGUGGAAAUGUGGAGACCGCCGGCAUUGCACACUCACGUGUGCACAUGCCGAGCGCAAAUGCCGAGCUGCUCCGCUCCGGAGGCUA